ACUUGUGACCUGCAACGAUCGUAUAUCACGUCGUUUCAAGUACUCUGUUCCCAGACACGUAAGGUUCGUAAUCUUGGGAACCACCUUGUGGUCUUGGGCAUUCAGGCGGAAGAUGCGGUUAUUAGACGUGAACGCUUUUCUCGACUGGGAAAGGGGCAUCCAGCAAGCUGGACUCAAAUCCAAGGUCUUGGAACAACUUAAUGACAAGACUACGAAAUAUGUGAUACUUUCACAUCGCUGGGGAACGGAGGUUGAUUACGAUGAGAUGACUAGACUCAUGAAGAUGAACGAGCAAGACAAGGACGAGAUCAGGCAGCGUGACGGGUACCAGAAGAUUAUCAAGAGCUGCGAACAGGCCAUGAAGGAUGGUUACAUGUGGUUAUGGAUUGAUACGUGUUGCAUUGACAAGCGAAGCAGCACGGAACUCUCAGAGGCGAUCAAUUCAAUGUAUCGAUGGUACCGCAACUCGCAAAUGUGCUACGUGUACCUCAAUGACGUCGAUGACUCGGUCUUUCCUACUAAACAAGACUCGAGCAAGUUCGGCCUGUACAACGGUUGGCCCGAGUGGUUCUCACGAGGCUGGACACUCCAGGAGCUCAUUGCUCCUGGGGAAGUCGAAUUUUUCAACAGGAACUGGGUAUCCAUUGGCACCAAACAGGAGUUGGCAUCCACCUUAGAGGACAUUACACGUAUUCCGCAGAAGGUCUUGAGGGACGAACGGGUAUUGAGGAGUACCUACUCUCCGGAGCGUCCUCUUGUCGCUCACAUCCUGUCUUGGGCUGCCGACCGGAAGACGACGCGAGAGGAAGAUAGAGCGUAUUCACUGAUGGGUUUAUUUGGUGUAAACAUGCCCAUGCUGUAUGGAGAGCGCUCGAAAGCAUUUCAGCGUCUACAGCUGGAAAUCAUCCGCGUAUCCAGUGAUCACAGCAUAUUUGCAUGGAAUCCAAAGGGUCGAUUUGACCCGCUUGGCGGUGUUCUAGCAGACGAUCCGAGCUGCUUCCGGGGUUGUCACAACAUCAAGAAUGUGGAACCCAAAGUGUUCUUCAAAGAACUAGAGGCAUACGUGCGCCACGAUACAUUCGACGUGGCUGUAGACUGGCGCAUACUUGAUCUGUUACGUUGGGGUGCAGAGUCCCCCCAACUUUUCAGAUUUGAUGUCACCAAUCUGGGCAUCCAAGUACUCUGGCCUGUUACAGUUGAUCCCGACGACCCUCGUUAUAUCGAAGCCAUAUUGCCAUGUCGUGACCGUUAUGGAAACUUGAUCACCAUCAACAUGGAAUCCCAUGGACUUGGCUACUGGAGGUCUCGGCAUCCCGCUACACGGUUUCCGCACGCAUACCCAAUGUUUACCCCAGUUUAUCUUGAUUGUUCUCAAGACGAUGAUGAGAACUUCCACGAUCUUAGGCUCCAUGACAAGCGUGCCUCAUGGAACGGCUUCACCCGCCGUAGCGCCUUUCCGCUUGAAGUAGCAGGCGAUACUAUCACAUUCUCAUCAGGAAACACUCUCGUUGUCUUAGUCUACGCCAACAAUGAUGCCAGAUCUCGCUUUGCAGUCGGACUUGGAUACUACCUCGGUAAUAUAUGGGCACGCGUUGUCUGUGAUGAAUGCCCUGCGGAGCAAGAGGUCUGGUCAUUGUGGGCAGACUUUGCUGAGAAAGUAUAUGACAUGCUGUGGAAUACACCCAUCGACAAGUCCGACUUUCCCAGCAAUUUCGUCACCAUUAAGGAUGCUCACGUUCCCCGGUCCAAUUGGGAUGCCAGGAUUGUCUAUGGUGGCGACUACAUGGACUACACCAGUAUGAUGAUUGACAUCGAGCUAUGCCCCGGCAGCUGUACUGGACCACGUCAAUGCACCUCUAUAGCCGACGCACUAUGGCUGCCGUGGGCAUCAAGUAGAUUUGGUCUGCAUGAGCUGGAAUUAGGUGGCCAAUCUGUGCGGCUUGACAAGUGUUCUGGUCAAGAGAUUGUGCUGGGUGAUUAUGGCGACUCCUCUACUUGUCACGAUUUCAGACGUUGCGGCAACAUAUUCGAAGAUAUGCAGCAACAUGGUAUCGAUCCCAUGACUUCAAUUUAUCGUCCAGUCGUCUCUCGCGUAUCCAGCUGUAAACUUGUGCCACGUCGAGUGCAGACUCAGCAUGAUGCUGUAACGUUAUCCAAUAGGAACUACAAUCUGGCGCUGUAUCAACCAAAGGGCGUCUCGCUUCCGAAAAACGAAGAAUUCGAGCUGCUGCUGAAAGCCUGGUCUACCCGUCUUUCAGGCAAAUGUCUUGUCACAACAGUUAUUCAAUGCUCAGAAUUCUGCCACCUUGAUCAUGAGGGAAGACGGAUAGAGGUAGGAGAUGUAUCGAAGGGUGAUAAUCGGCUCGCAGACCCAGAUAUCUUCACCACUCUGUGCGUCAUUGGAAGACCACUAGCUUGGCAUAGAGAACCAGCUUGUACACGGAGAAGGGAGCAGCUCAGUAUCAUCAGGGAGCACUUUUACGCUUUAACGAAUCUGGUAUCUACUCCUGUCAGUCAGACGGGGAGCUUUCGGUUUAUCUAACUAAUCCUAUUAUCUGCAGCAUGACUCUGCAGGAACUGAGUCCGCGCAUAGACAGAUGGUGAACGGGGUGGUCGACCUCUCGGCCAUGUUCGGUCUAGAGUACCUGAAAAAUUAUGUAUGGGUUGAUUGCUUUAUCCUCAGCCUGCUGACAUU
This is a messenger RNA of Pisolithus orientalis, 2695 nucleotides long. RefSeq names its product heterokaryon incompatibility protein-domain-containing protein. The transcript is spliced from 7 exons. NCBI's taxonomy places the organism in Eukaryota, Fungi, Basidiomycota, Agaricomycetes, Boletales, Pisolithaceae. The coding region runs from base 113 to 2542 and encodes 809 amino acids. The record is from RefSeq and is a predicted model, not a curated record.